Molecule: messenger RNA, 2509 nt
Organism: Corvus hawaiiensis (hawaiian crow)
Lineage: Eukaryota; Metazoa; Chordata; Aves; Passeriformes; Corvidae
Gene: PTPN22
Product: protein tyrosine phosphatase non-receptor type 22
Exons: 21
Coding region: 67-2397 (776 amino acids)
Biological process (GO): positive regulation of CD8-positive, alpha-beta T cell proliferation; positive regulation of granzyme B production; regulation of non-canonical NF-kappaB signal transduction
Cellular component (GO): cytoplasm; nucleus
Molecular function (GO): non-membrane spanning protein tyrosine phosphatase activity
Source: RefSeq, a predicted model, not a curated record
GCUGCGGAUCACUUGACAUGUCCCUUCCCAGGAGGGCCAGGCCAGGCACGCUCCGGCUCCGGCACCAUGGACCAAAGGGAGAUCCUGCUACAGAACCUGGAAAGGGUCCAAGGCAAGAAGCUCAGCCGAGGAGAGUUUGCAGAGGAGUUUUUGAAGCUGAAGAGACAGUCAACAAAGUACAGAUCGGAUAAAAUCUACCCUGCAGCAGUGUCUGAGCAGCCAGAGAAUGUCAAGAAGAACAGAUACAAGGACAUCUUACCUUUUGACCACACCAGAGUGGAGUUGUCCCUGAUUACAUCUGACACAGAUUCUCAUUACAUCAAUGCCAACUUCAUCAAGGGUGUCUACGGGCCAAGAGCAUACAUUGCAACCCAGGGUCCUCUCCCCACUACUGUCAUUGACUUUUGGAGGAUGAUUUGGGAGUAUGAAGUCCUGGUCUUGGUCAUGGCUUGUAUGGAGUUUGAAAUGGGGAAGAAGAAGUGUGAGCGGUACUGGGCGGAGGUGGACGGCUCCCCCCUGCACUGUGGCCCCUUCGCCAUCACCUGUGAGGCUGAGGAGAAGAGGAAUGAGUAUGUGAUUAGAACUUUAAAGGUGACCCUGAAUGAGGCAACCCGCACCAUCUACCACUUCCACUACAAAAACUGGCCGGACCACCACAUCCCCUCAUCCAUCGAGCCCAUCCUGGAGCUUGUCAGGGACGUUCGCUGCUACCAGCCCGAUGACAGGGUCCCUGUCUGCAUCCACUGCAGCGCUGGCUGCGGCAGAACCGGCGUCAUCUGUGCCAUCGACUACACCCAGAAGCUGCUGAAGGAUGGGAUUGUUCCAGUGAACUUCAGUGUGUUCAGUCUGAUCCAGGAAAUGCGCACACAAAGACCUUGCAUAGUGCAGACCAAGGAGCAGUAUGAGCUGGUUUACGACGCGGUGAUUGAGCUCUUCAAAAGGCAGAUUCAAGCACUCGAUGCCCAGAAAGAUUUUGCUACUUCACAGGAAGGAGCAGGGCAUCCUGCAGCCAAGCCGGUCCUGACUCCAGUGGAAGACAUUUAUGGCCUGAGUUUACUCACCUGCUCAGAGCAAGAGGAGCAGGCUGCACACCAACACCUGCCUCCGCAGCAGGAGGAGCACCAACGUCUCCGUCCUGCGGCACAGAGCAAAGCGUCCCUGCCCUCGCCGUGUGCCACGGCAGCACAGCACAGCUCUGCCCAGGGUGUGCCCCCCAUCAGACAGGCCAUCUCCUUCGGUGCUUUGAACUUCGUCAGCCGCAGGAAGGCGGCUGCCGGCGAGCCCAGGGGUGCUGGGGAUGCGCCUCAGAAACACCGCAGCUGGGAGCUGGACCUGGAGCCAAAGGGAGCAGGCGGGAGGGGGCCUGGUGCCAAAGCACCUCUGGCAUGGACUGUAUCGACCCCUCUAGCCCUGGGGCAGCAGGGAGAAGACUGGGAACGGGAUGCAGGGGAUGCCAAGCCUGUUUGGAGUCCACAGGGGCCAAAAGCCAGUCCCUCAAGCUUCCAGGAUGGAUUUUCCCCUGUAGACCCAAACACCUCCAGACGAGCAGCAGACGCCCUCCCAGGCCAGAGGCACCAGGGGCAAUACCCUCACCCUUACCUGUGCUCAGCAGAAGACUCCUACUUCUCAUCACUCUCUCCAGACAACCCCGUGUCCCCCGUGUUUCCCUUUCUGGAGGGGCAGGAUGAGCUCCUCCGUUCUUGCUCUGCCAGUGCCCCACUACAGCCCACCACAGCCAGCUCCCCAUCGUCUCACCACACUCCCCUGAACGAGGAGAGGAUGUUCCCCUUGGCCCCCCUGCCACAGCCAGAUGAUGAUGAUGAUGCUCCACCCCUGCCCCAGCGCACCCCCGAGUCCUUCAUUGUGGCCAGUGAGUUGGGACAAUUUCCUCUGGCCACUUCAGAUUUCCAGCUUCCAGACAGAAAUCCAAAUAUCGGAACCUCCUGGGAGUGGAGUGGUGAGUCUCACUCAGAGGGGUUUCCUGACCCUGUGAGAUUGAGACCAUGUAAGAGUGUGAAGCUUUGGAGCCCACGAACAGAGACAACCCAGGAUGGCUCUAAUUCUCCUCCUCCGCUUCCUGAAAGAACCCCGGAGUCGUUUGUUCUCGCUGAGGCAGCAAGUCUGCAGCCUGCUGCAAGAAAUUCCUCGAGUCCUGCAGGUUUGGAGAACAAGGGCUCCGAAACAUCAUCCAAAGAACUCAUGAAAUGCUUCAGGAGGAGCAAGAGCUUGAAAAUAUUGAAAAAUAUGAGAAAAAGCAUCUGCAGUCCAUCUUCACUGACAAAAUCAUCAGAACCUGCCCCAACAAACUCUCCGAGGUCUUUCCUUAACUUUGGCUUUGCAAAUCGAUUUUCAAAACCUAAAGGACCAAGAAAUCCACCCCCAGCAUGGAAGAUUUAGAUGCAUUUUAUAGACUCGGCAUUGCAGAUUUGCAAGUCCUCCUGAAAUACUUGGAAUGCCCAUCCCAGUGAGGCUUCCAUCCAAAUAAACACAUCAAAAGCUGUUUCACGGU